CCGGCCCCGGCGCCCGUGCCCGCAGCGAGCGCGGCAGCCCCGCCCAGGCCAGCCCCGGGGCGGGCGCGGUUCCCAUGGGGAUCGCGGGCCGUGCCCGCCGCGAGCCCAGCCGGGCGAGAGAGCCGGCGAGGAGGGAGCGCGGCGCGGCCGCCGCGGAGCCGUCCUUGGGGGAAAUAAAGCCCAGAAAACCAAAACCCUGGUGAUUUGGGGCCUCAGUGCAGUCCGCGCGUGCCGUAGUCCACGGGCGACCUUUCCAAACUAUGCGGAGAUCCGUGUCCACGUGUCCCUCUCUGUGAUGGAGAAGUACGAGAAGAUCGGGAAGAUCGGCGAAGGAUCCUAUGGCGUCGUUUUCAAAUGCAGAAACAGGGACACGGGCCAGAUCGUGGCCAUCAAGAGGUUUCUGGAAUCCGAAGAUGACCCUGUCAUAAAGAAAAUCGCCCUUCGGGAAAUCCGCAUGCUCAAGCAACUCAAGCAUCCCAACCUCGUCAACCUCCUGGAAGUGUUCAGGAGGAAGCGGAGGCUUCACUUGGUGUUCGAGUACUGCGACCACACGGUGCUCCACGAGCUGGACCGACACCAGCGGGGGGUACCAGAACAUCUCGUGAAGAGCAUAACUUGGCAGACACUGCAGGCCGUGAACUUCUGCCACACCCACAACUGCAUACAUAGAGAUGUGAAACCAGAAAAUAUCCUCAUCACAAAACAUUCCGUGAUUAAGCUUUGUGACUUUGGAUUUGCUCGCUUAUUGAGUUUGAUUCCAGGCUCCCAACCGUGCUUUCUGUGUUCCAUGUCCCGUCCCUGGUCAGCCGGCCCCAGUGACUACUACACAGACUAUGUGGCUACCAGGUGGUACCGCUCCCCCGAGCUGCUGGUGGGAGACACGCAGUAUGGGCCCCCAGUCGAUGUUUGGGCGAUUGGCUGUGUGUUUGCGGAACUGAUGUCAGGGGUGCCUCUGUGGCCUGGAAAAUCAGAUGUGGAUCAGCUCUACCUGAUUAGGAAAACCCUGGGGGAUCUCAUUCCCAGGCACCAGCAAGUCUUCAGCACCAAUCAGUACUUCAGUGGGGUGCAAAUUCCCAACCCUGAAGCGCUGGAACCCCUUGAAUUAAGAUUUCCAAACAUAUCUCAUCCUGCCCUGGGACUCUUAAAGGGCUGCCUGCACAUGGACCCUGCUCAGAGGCUGACCUGUGAACAGCUGUUGCAGCACCCCUACUUUGACAGCAUCCGAGAAACAAGAGAGCUGGCCAAAGACCACGACAAACCAACAAGGAAAAACUUAAGACAAAGCCGAAAGCACCUGCCUGGGCUGCAGUACUUACCCCAGCUCACGAGCAGCAGCAUCCUUCCGGCUCUGGAUAAGAAGAAGUACUACUGUAAUACGAAGAAACUGGACUACCGCUUCCCAAACAUUUAAGGAGCUAGGGGAUUGAUGCCAUCGGAAUGGAUCAGUUAUUUGAAAAGAAAUGUUACACAUUUGAUUGAAAACAAUUACAAUGUUGGGAACACACCAGGAGAAAACACAAGCCAGUAACUGGGAGGCCUCUUGGCAAGGGAUGAAGGGAGAUUCCAGACCCAAUCUUCCAUGCCUGACUGUGGUGUCCAGAAGGGAAAGACUUGUUUGGAAUUGUACUUUUGUCUUUGUUUAUCUAAGCAGUCAAGUUUAUGGAUGGAGUAUAAACUGUAUCUACCGCCUAUACUACUGGCAAAAUUAGAUGAUGUCAAAUAUUUCUGUUUCAGUUAGACCACAUGCCCCAGGGGAAAAAUGGGUUACAGAAUGCCCAUAUGUGUGUCUGCAGCGCUCUGGUGCCUUGAGUCUGAUUGCACCCCCUUUCAAAUUGUCUCAACAUCAUAUUUAGGGAUAGUUUUAGUUCCUAAAAUCAAAAUGUUUAAAAUUCCAUUUCCUGUUUGUUCUCUCUCUUGAUUUUGAUAUUUUAAAACAAUCUUUGAGGAUAUUUAAGUUCAAAGUAUUUAAAAUCACAUGGAUUAUCAUAAAGACUUCAUAGUUCAUUGCUGAAAGUUUUAAAGCUAUGCUGAUGCGCUGCUACCAGACUUUUGCCUUUCCCUUCAGUGAAGACUGUCUCUUGGUCAGUCUGCAGACGGAUGGACUUACUGGAAUCCAUAUGUUCUUGCUGACCCGUUUCUCUUCGCAAACAAUGCAUGAAGCUUGGCAGCUGCCCAAGGUGGUCAAAGAGUAGAACAAGUCCUACAGGCUUUGCAGGAACUGAACCUGUCAGCCUGAAAAUUAAUACCACUUCAUUUUCUCCAGCUCAGCCUCACCCUUGUAGAUAGAUCUACAGGGAGAACUGUAUAUACUGAUCAGGGUUUUCGAAGGACCUGCUUCUGAGCUUUUAACUUGAGUCAUGAAAGUUGUUAGCUUGUAAAUUGGUGUUUUCCCUGAAACAUCUUUUUACAUUUUUAUGUGCACACACACAUGUACACACACAUGUGUAUGUAUAUCUUACCUAACAAGUAAUAUAUUACAAAUAAGAAGUUAGUUUAAAAGGAGGAUUCCUAGCCUUGUACCGUAAGACUGAAGUUGAUGACAUGUAAGUAGCUUUGAUUUGGCCAACUGCUCCUAACCCAUAAGCUUUUUCAUCCUUGUUCCAUGGACACAGGGCAACAUGCAGCUCCAUGUCUGGUUCUUACAGCUCAGUACUGUUUCUUCUGUGUAUGCUGCCACUGUUUCCUUGUAGUUCCCAGCCAUGGUUUCAAAGCUGUAUUUUAUUGUACCUUCAGAACAUUUCUUCUGCACCCUAAUUUUCUUUCUGUGCUCAUUUUCUUCAUGACAGCACCUGACCUAUUCACUCAUUGCUGAGCAAUCCACUACGUACUGGCAUCUGUCCAAUAAUUUUGGUUACCCAACCAGUUUAAUGACAUCCUAAGGCUUCCUAAUUCCUGUAGCUUCUUGCAUAGACCUAGGAGUGGGUUAAGGAAUAGUCCCUGUGUUAUUCAGUUCCGGCUAUGCCACCUUGAUUCCAAUGACAGGGAAGAACACCCAGACUCUACAAAGAGUUAACAUUUUUGUCUUUUUUUUUUUUUUUUUUUGACAGAGGCAGAUGACUAUAACUGCCCAGUUCACCCAGUGGUUUCACAGAAAAUCAUUCAGAAUCGAAAUGCAGCUGUGCACAAAUCAUGGUGAAUCAGUUCUGUCAGCACAUGGCAGUGAACCCCUCGACAAAGAGAGCUGUUUUCUCUGGCGCGUCCAGUCAGCUCAUGCUCAGUUUAACCGUGUCUAUAAUCCUUUUCUUCAGCAUGGAAUCACACUGUAUCACAUGACACCAUUCUCCAUCCUUUCUAUUCUCUGUUCUCCAAUGGAUUUCACUGAUAGUGGCAAUUAUAUUAGUAAACAGUAUAUAUCAUUUAUGCUAUGUAUUAUUUACAUAAGUUGGUUUCCAAAACAACUAAAAUUCAUCUUUCUGCUUGAAAAUUGCAUUAUGGUGUUUAUUAUGAAAUUAUUUUUUAAGAGAAAAGCUUAGCCUGCUGGUCUUUAACAGUAUUUCCUCUGUUCUGUUGCCAUCAGCAGCACUAUAUGAAUUAAGACAAGUAUCUCUGUCCAAUUUUCAUAAAAAAAACUAACCUAAGCUUACAA
Molecule: messenger RNA, 3586 nt
Organism: Oryctolagus cuniculus (rabbit)
Lineage: Eukaryota; Metazoa; Chordata; Mammalia; Lagomorpha; Leporidae
Source: RefSeq, a predicted model, not a curated record